This is a messenger RNA of Oncorhynchus keta (chum salmon), 1516 nucleotides long. Its product is annotated as transcription initiation factor TFIID subunit 8-like. Gene Ontology annotation, biological process: transcription initiation at RNA polymerase II promoter. Gene Ontology annotation, molecular function: protein heterodimerization activity. Lineage: Eukaryota; Metazoa; Chordata; Actinopteri; Salmoniformes; Salmonidae. The record is from RefSeq and is a predicted model, not a curated record. The transcript is spliced from 9 exons. The coding region runs from base 140 to 1066 and encodes 308 amino acids. Gene Ontology annotation, cellular component: transcription factor TFIID complex.
AUUACGUCAAUGUUGUUUUUCUGGCUGUACCUACCUAGCCACAGUAACGUUAGCUAGAUAAUUUAUUAGUUAGUCAGAAAGGCGUAACUUUGUGUAACUGUAGCUUUUUGAUAGCAAAUAAUCACCAUAUACCGUGCAGAUGGCAGACCCUGCGGUGAUGGCGGGUGGAUUCAGUGCUGUAGUAGGGCGUUCAGGGGGUGGUAAGGCGACGUCCAGUCCGGCAGAGAACUACCAGCUUGCCCGGCGUCGCACCCUCCAGGUGGUGGUGAGCUCGCUGCUGACAGAGUGUGGGUUCGAAAGCGCAGAGAAGGCGGCCGUGGAAUCACUCACUGAGAUGAUCCAGAGCUACAUAUCUGAAGUGGGACGUUGUGCCAAGGCGUACUGUGAACACACAGCCAGAAUCACGCCCACCCUUUCUGACACUGUGGUCACACUCAUUGAAAUGGGUUUCAAUGUAAACACUUUGCCAGUGUAUGCCAAGAGAUCACAGAGGAUGGUUAUAACUGCCCCUCCAGUAACGAAUGCUCCUGUGAUCCCGAAGGCCUUGAUCGCUGGACAGAAACGCACUCAUCCCUCCCACAUACCCAGCCACUUCCCUGAGUUCCCUGAUCCCCACACCUACAUCAAAACUCCAACGUUUCGGGAGCCUGUGUCAGAUUACCAGGUGGUGCGAGAGAAGGCAGCCUCUCAGAGGAGAGACGUGGAGCGAGCUCUCACACGCUUCAUGGCCAAGACCGGAGAAACACAGAGCCUUUUCAAGGAUGACAUCACUGCCUUUCCUUUGAUCGCAGCGCGGCCCAGCUCCAUCCCGUAUCUCAGUGCCCUACUGCCUUCAGAACUGGAGCUGCAGACUUUGGAGGAGACGGACUCCUCUGAACAGGAUGAUCAGACCGACAGCGAGAACAUGCCAGGCAACAACCUCAAUGAUGAUCCUGGAGCUGAUAAGGAGAAUUCCAUGCUGCCCCCUGGGGGUGUGGUUCCCUCAGUGAAGGCCAGUGAAGAAAACAUGAUUGACAAUCCAUACCUGAGGCCGGUCAAGAAACCCAAAGUGAGGAGGAAGAAGUGAACGUUUACUACACUUCGCUACUAAUUCUGACUUCUAUCUUGUAAGAAGCAGUCAACAGUUCUGUGCCUCUGUGAGAAGUGGACCGACGUGGACAUCUGGACCCACGUGGACAUCUGGAGUGAGGGACUCUCACCUGAACUUUCUACAGGGCAAAUACUGCUCAAUAUGACUUUCUUCACUAAUUACAUUCAUGAGAAAACAAACAUUUUGCUAUUCAUUUUUUUUUUUUUCAAAUUUGUGGAGUAGUUCUGUCGUGAAAGAAAAUGUGUAACAUUUCCAAAUUAUGAGUUCAGUCAUUGAUAAAUAAUGAGUAGGAAAUCAAUUUUUUGAUGACACAUUUUAGCCAAUCACCAAAUACACAUGAGGACAAAAGUCCGGCAACUUUAUUGUCUACUUUGUAUACCUGGAGAAAAUGGCGAAUAUCUAUAUUAAAGAGGAUAUAUAAAAACA